Messenger RNA from Andrographis paniculata, 2574 nucleotides. Its product is annotated as calmodulin-binding protein 60 D-like. Gene Ontology annotation, molecular function: calmodulin binding; DNA-binding transcription factor activity; sequence-specific DNA binding. Gene Ontology annotation, cellular component: nucleus. The record is from RefSeq and is a predicted model, not a curated record. The transcript has 9 exons. The coding region runs from base 367 to 2307 and encodes 646 amino acids. Gene Ontology annotation, biological process: regulation of salicylic acid biosynthetic process. NCBI's taxonomy places the organism in Eukaryota, Viridiplantae, Streptophyta, Magnoliopsida, Lamiales, Acanthaceae.
CCCACCCACCCCAUCGUUGUUGUCCUUGUCCAGUAUUCAGAGAAGAGAAGCAGCAACUCGCUGAAGUAUAAAUACAGCUGCAAGUAUGUUAGCAGCGCAGCAAGAAAGAACAAUCACGGCAUUUCAUAGCCGAAUCUGUUGCGAAAUCUGAAGACUGGAACAAGUCUCAAAAAGUCAUUGAAAUCUUCUUCUUGUAUUUGCGCAUCGUAGUCUUGCGGGAACCGUAUGCGUGUUUAGUCGCUGUUUUCACAAUCCUGUGUGCCCGACAACACAGGUACACUUUCGACGCGCAUACACCAACGCGGUUGAUAAUACCAACAAGAUCGCUAUAAUUCACUCUCGGUGUUCGCCUGCCUAUCGGUGUAAAUGCAGACGAGGUAUAUGGAGAGAACUAACUCGAUGAAGGGGAGAGGGAAAAGAAGCUUGGAAGGUGGUGCUGAUGAAAACCAGGAGCCUGAGAAGAAAAGGCCUGCUUUAGCUAGUGUUAUCGUGGAAGCUCUGAAGGUGGAUAGUCUCCAGAAGCUUUGUUCCUCCUUAGAACCAAUUCUUCGAAGAGUGGUUAGCGAAGAAGUUGAACGAGCAUUAGCUAAGCUAGGCCCGGCUAAACUAAAUGGGAGGGCAUCUCCAAAACGGAUUGAAGGUCCAGAUGGGAGAAACUUGCAGCUUCAUUUCAAGUCACGGCUUUCUCUUCCAUUGUUCACUGGGGGUAAAGUAGAGGGUGAGCAAGGUGCUGCAAUUCAUGUCGUACUAAUUGAUGCCAACACAGGCCAUGUUGUGACAUCGGGACCUGAAUCUUCCAUGAAGCUCGACAUUGUUGUGCUAGAAGGUGACUUCAAUAAUGAAGAUGAGGAAGGUUGGACUCAUGAAGAGUUUGAAAGCCAUGUUGUGAAAGAGCGAGAAGGAAAAAGGCCUCUUUUGACUGGAGAGUUGCAAGUGAUACUUAAGGAGGGUGUUGGGACUCUAGGAGAUCUUACAUUUACAGAUAACUCCAGUUGGAUAAGGAGUCGGAAGUUCAGGCUUGGUCUUAAGGUUGCAUCAGGAUAUUGUGAAGGGAUAAGUAUUCGAGAAGCCAAAACAGAAGCUUUUACUGUUAAAGAUCAUCGAGGGGAAUUGUACAAAAAACAUUAUCCACCUGCUUUGAAUGAUGAAGUUUGGAGAUUGGAAAAGAUUGGGAAGGAUGGAUCUUUCCAUAGGAGAUUAAAUAAAGCCGGGAUAUUCACUGUUGAGGACUUCCUUCGUCUUGUGGUCAGGGACCCUCAAAACUUGAGAAGUACACUCGGGAGUGGGAUGUCUAAUAAGAUGUGGGAAGCCCUCUUAGAACAUGCUAAGACUUGUGUCUUGAGUGGGAAGCUUUAUGUAUACUACCCUGAUGAAACAAGAAAUCUAGGUGUUGUCUUCAACAACAUAUAUGAACUAAGUGGGCUAAUAUCAAACGACCAAUAUUUUUCAGAAGAUUCACUUUCAGACAGCCAGAAGGUAUAUGUUGAUACAUGGGUGAAGAAAGCAUAUGAGAAUUGGACUCAAGUAGUGGAGUACGAUGGAAAAACUCUCUUAAAUUUCAAGCAAAAUAAGGGUAGUCAAGCACUUCAAAAUAAGAAGUCAAGCACUUCACGAAAUGAUCUUCCCGUUGGCCCAGUCAAUUAUCCUAAUUCUGUAGAUAAUCAUCUUCAACCCCAGAGAUUGCCACCUUCAAUUCCCUCUGAGCUGUCUAUGGAUCAGAAUAUGUUAAUUGCAGGCUCAGGGUACAAUGACAACAUGCAGCCGAGAUACUCUACCCAAUCUCACCUCACAAAUUCUGGUUCACGAUCCCAGUUUGAUGCUGCCUCAUUCACACAGCAGGUUCAAUUCCAAACUGAUGCCUACAACAAUCGGGUCGGCCUUGCCCUCGGCCCUCCUCAACAAUCGCCGACAUUCCAAGAGGGGAACUCUUCUAUUCAGCAAGCUAAUCUCAAUCCUUUCGAGGACUGGUCCAGCAACCGGGACAAGGGCGUGGUUGAUGAUUUCUUGUCGGAGGAGGAAAUACGAUUGCGCAGUCAUGAAAUCCUUGAGAACGAAGAUAUGCAGCACCUGCUUCGGAUUUUCAGCAUGGGAGGGCAAACGCCUGUCAAUGCACCAGAUGAUGGAUUUAACUUUUCAUCUUACAUUCCUUCACCCUCUCCUAGUUUCAGUUACAACGAGGACCGAUCCCGUUCUGGCAAGGCUGUUGUCGGCUGGCUCAAGAUCAAAGCGGCUAUGCGGUGGGGCAUAUUCAUUAGGAAGAAAGCAGCCGAAAGGAGGGCGCAGCUUGUGGAAUUAGACGACGAAUAGACAACACAUAUCCCCCAAACUGUUGUUGGAAUCGUCGAAAGCAGCCGGAGUGCAGCUUUUGUGUUUACUGACUCUUCUGUAGUCUGUGUUGUACAGAACGAGGUUUGCUUAUAAAAGUUUAUUGACUUUGAUGUUCUUUGUGAUCUUAUGCUUGUUUGUUCGAUGUAAUGUUAAUUUACAGUUUACAUACGUGUAUGUAUGUGUGUGAAAUUUCUUUAACAUUAUGUAAUGUUGAAUUUGAUAAUUAUGUUUGCAGUUAUGCUUCGA